AAAGGAUAACGGUUUCUGUGUCGUUGUGAUUGCUGCGUCAUAGUUUUUAAAAAAAGACUGCUGCGUUGUGUGUUUGGAGCAAGUCUUGGUGUUCCUGAUAAGGACACUCAAUUUAACGAUGGCUUCAACAGACGAAGACCCCACCCAGUCGCUGGUAGCAGAAUUGGUAAAGGCCUUGUAGUCCCAAAGGUCAGCAGAACAGGUAGAUUUGCCCUAUUUUAGACCCGAAGCAAACGAAUCGAGUAAAUGGUUGAUACUGGAGCUGAUUUAUCAUUGAUAUCUGAUAAGUUCCUCUACUUAUUUGAUAAUAAGGUUGUUAGCUGCAAUGUCAUUUUAAAAGGACUAGCUAACGUUACAGUUAAGGCUAAAAUUUCUGGUUUUGAUAUACCGAUGUGUUUUAUUUUUGUUUCUGACGACUGUCUCGAUUAUGAUGUUUUGAUGGGGCGUAAUGUUUUUGAAGAUGAGAGUCUCGCCACCGUAACAGAUCAUCAAGGAUCACGCGUUGUGCGACGUCAGCUGCCUGGCAUAAAUCGCGUUGCAGAAGAUUUUGGUGCUUUAGUCACAGAAGUUGAAGUACCUGAAGAGCAUCACGAGGGUCUUGAAGUUAUACUGCAAGAUUUCAGUUUCAUGAUUACAACAGUCAAUAAAGUUGGUGCAGUGAAUAAUGUCAGCCUGAAAAUUCGUCUUGAAAAGGAUAUUGUCGUCUAUCGAUCAACAUUUUUGGUUUCCGAGGAUGAGAAACUUCAUCAAAUGCUACGCCAAGCACUGUGUAAUUUGUGCAGUAAAAAAAACAAGAACAGGUCCUCUACUGGGGUUCAUACGACCAGUGCACAUACCGAAGGAGCCAUUUCAUACGUUGCACAUGGACUGUUUGGGUCCUUUACCAGCUUCAACUGA
Messenger RNA from Acanthoscelides obtectus, 897 nucleotides. Lineage: Eukaryota; Metazoa; Arthropoda; Insecta; Coleoptera; Chrysomelidae. The record is from the annotation of a GenBank genome assembly.